This is a messenger RNA of Entrophospora candida, 1914 nucleotides long. The record is from the annotation of a GenBank genome assembly. Lineage: Eukaryota; Fungi; Glomeromycota; Glomeromycetes; Entrophosporales; Entrophosporaceae.
AUGAUUGUGGCUUCCAAUACUUCCAACAUGAGCGAAAACUCUCCUUCAAAACAUUUGAAUUUAGGAGAAAGGCGACUUUAUACCCCUAACAACGCUGUAGAACCAUUAAUUACUUCUAAUAUUACGACCACAACCACCACAGAUAGUAUUUUUUCAAAGGACCAUAAUUCAUAUAAACUUCCUAUAAGAUCUCAGUCAGAUCCUAAUAACGUUCACAUAACAAAUAUGACAGCAACUGAAAAAUCUGGCUCUACUUCGCUAUCUUCUUCGCCUACGCAUAAUAAUCUUAUUUUGGAAGAAAAAAAAUCUGUUAGUUUUCCGCCUACAAAUAUUAUAACAAGUCCAUCAAGAUUUGUCAUUUUAGAAGAUGAAAUUGAUGUUAUUGGAGAAAGUGCUGUUGCUUCUAGCGCUAAUGAAGUCGUCGUCGCUGGUAGUGGCAGGUCUUCUUCUUCUUCAUCAAAACGAAGACCAAAUAGUAUGAUAGCUUUGAAUGAAAAUCAAAAUCAAAAUUUACCGCAACGAUCUUUUACUUCUCCAAGUAAAUCUAAAAAACUCAAUUAUGCAUUUUCAGAUGGAGAAUCACAAAUAGAAAAUUAUUCAUCAAAAUCACGUAGUGGUGGUAAUAAUAGAAAAGGUAUGCCUAAACGAAGAAGUACAGUGAGUGAAGAAUACUUUGGGGAGGGGGGGAAAGGGAUAAAUUUUGAUGAGGAAACUCAAAAAAAAGCAGAGAUUGUUAAAAGAAGAUUAUCGAAAAUGAAAAGGCCGGAUAAACCUGAGGAUAAUGACGAGAUGAUGAUUGGUACUAGAAUUGGUGUUGGACAUGUUAACUUUGUUCUUAUGUAUAAUAUGUUGACUGGUAUUCGUGUUGGUGUGUCAAGAUGUAAUGCUAAAAUGCAUAGAGACUUGGAUGAAUCAGAUUUUAAAGCUGCACAUAAAUUUUCAUUUGAUAUAACGGGAAAUGAGCUUACACCAUCAGCUAAAUAUGAUUUUAAAUUCAAGGAUUAUGCACCCUGGGUAUUUCGUCAUCUUCGUGAAUUUUUUCAUAUAGAUGCUGCUGAUUAUUUGGUUUCCCUGACGAGUGAAUAUAUAUUAUCAGAGUUGAAUUCACCAGGAAAAAACACGCUAUUAUCCCGUUUCUAUGGUUUACAUCGAAUAAAAUUACCCCGUGGAUCUAAAAUUCAUUUUGUUGUGAUGAAUAACAUUUUCCCACCUCACCGAGAUAUACACGAAACCUACGAUUUAAAGGGGUCAACUGUUGGGAGAGAAUUUAAUGAAAUAGAAGCAGCCAAAAAUCCAAGAUCCGUGCUUAAAGAUUUGAAUUGGUUAAAUCGUGAGAAACGCUUGGAACUUGGACCAGAAAAAAGAAAAUUAUUUGUUGAACAACUUCAAAAGGAUGUUCAUUUGCUUCAACAUUUAAAUAUUAUGGAUUAUAGUCUCCUUAUAGGAUUACAUUACACAUCACGUGGAAAUAAAGACAGCAUUCGUCAAGAUUUCUUUGUAUUUCAACCUCAUAGUGAAAACUCGAUACCGACUCAUAAAAGAGAAAGUAAGGCAUCCAAGUUAAGAAAAUUAGUGGGACAGGCUGAUCCAGUCAAAUUAGAUCAAUCUACUACAAAAUUAGUUUUAGACGCUAAGAAUGAACGUAAAAAUUGUGUAUUUUAUAUGGAUGAUGGCGGAUUUCGUGCUACUGAUGAACAAAAUAAUCCCACACAAUAUAUUUAUUAUUUGGGUGUUAUUGAUAUUUUAACUCCCUAUAACACUGUUAAAAAAGUCGAGCAUGCUUGGAGAGCUUUAAAUAAUGACAAGAAAAUGAUAUCAGCUGUUAAUCCAGAUUGGUACGGUCAAAGAUUCUUGGAUUUUAUGUUCAAGGCAAUCAAACAUAAUGAUGUAAAAGAAGAAGAGGAAGAAUUAUAG